Priceomyces carsonii is the source of this 1527-nucleotide messenger RNA. Its product is annotated as fungal specific transcription factor domain-containing protein. Gene Ontology annotation, molecular function: DNA-binding transcription factor activity; transcription cis-regulatory region binding. The transcript has a single exon. Gene Ontology annotation, cellular component: nucleus. Bases 1 to 1527 code for a protein of 508 amino acids. NCBI's taxonomy places the organism in Eukaryota, Fungi, Ascomycota, Pichiomycetes, Serinales, Debaryomycetaceae. Gene Ontology annotation, biological process: positive regulation of transcription by RNA polymerase II. The record is from RefSeq and is a predicted model, not a curated record.
AUGAAAGAUGUACCUCUGGAUGUUGUGUAUCAAAAUGUUACUAUUGAUCCUCAAUUAGGUAGUAUUCGAAAACUGGGGUUAUUGAAGUUACUAGAUUCUGAAUCAGAGAAUCUGAAUCAAUUCUCAAAGUCAUGCGUCAAAAGUAUUAGAGAAGGUAGCACUUUAGACAAUAGUUUUGUGAACUUGGUAAACGUUAGAAGCGAAUAUGGUACUCGUGUGAGUACUCCAUACCUAAGUUUUGAGCAGCCACAUGCUUUUAUUAGCAUCCCGCUGUCUUUGCCGUAUGGUACCAUUCAGUUGGUUGGCCAAGGAUCUCAAUUUUUGAAGUAUUUUCGAUUUAAUGUAUCUAGACUUAUUACUAUUGGACCUCUGUCGUCCAAUUAUCUAUUGAAGACUUUCUUGCCCAUGGCUGCUUCUAAUGUUCCCCUUCAAUAUGCCUUAGCAAGCUGGGGUGGGUUGUUUAUCGAUGGAAAGCUAAAUUUUAAAAACUAUCAACAAUUUAUGUUAAAAGCAUCAAAACUCCUUUUGGGAGCUUACGAUAUACAUGGUGAGCUUGAUAAGCAUGACUUCAUGAUUGUUUUUACAUUUUUUCUUAUCGGAACCUCGGUAGAAAUAUGCUCUGGAGAUGUUAAACAUUGGAGACUACUUUUCAGACAAUGUCAGGAACUCAUCAAACGACAAGGUGGUAUAAUUAAAGUUCUUGAAAAAUACAACUUUAGUAACGACAUCAAGUGGAUGUUGUCUAAUCUUCAAUUCCAUGAUUUAUUGAGUUCAGAUACUUUCGUCAAUGGUAGCGACUUUCUCAAAGACUACAAAUCUGUUUUUAAAGGUGCAAAGCUACUAGAAUUGGAUGAUUAUGGAGUGGACCCCUUUCAAGGCAUUUGUCAACCAAUAUACAUGAUACUUGGAGACUUAAUCAAUAUGAACGUUCUUUUUAAAAAGAGGUGGCUGGAAAUCUGCGAUGAUGACAUUGACAUCUUAGGUUCAGGCGAUUCAAAUAUUUCUUCUCGAACUAAGUUCCUGCAAUUGAGAUCUGAUUACUUCUCUUUUGUUGACAAAUCUGUCGCAGAUUUAAGAGGUGCUAUUAAUAAAUGCGAGCCACCAAAUUUGAGAUCUUUUUGCAAUUUGAAUGGCGACGAAUUAAACUCUCAUCUUUCGUUAUUUCAAUUGAUGAAGCAUGUUUGUAAUUUGUAUCUCAACCACAUAGAGAAAAUUCCUCCGUGCUCCUUCAAACUGCAAUCGACUCUACUUUGUUCUUUACAAGAAGUCGAGAAGCUCAUGUACUCAGAAAUGGUACCGUGCCUAGGAUUUCCUCUUCUUAUUUGCGGUAUGACAGCUGUGACUGUAGAAGAUAGGCAAUUUAUUCUUGAAACCAUCAAAAAACUAAUAUGCAGAUAUCCUGUUGGAGGUAUAACAAAGGUAUUGAACUUGAUAGAGGAGAUUUGGGAACGAAAUCCAGAUGGGCUAUUAUGCAUCGAAUGGGCGUCAAUAGCUUGUGAGAGAGGAUGGCUGCUUUUUUCUUGCUAG